Molecule: messenger RNA, 555 nt
Organism: Striga hermonthica
Lineage: Eukaryota; Viridiplantae; Streptophyta; Magnoliopsida; Lamiales; Orobanchaceae
Source: the annotation of a GenBank genome assembly
AUGCCCGACACUAGCAAUAUCUCGUUCUCUUUGACAGCCCUGAUAGAUAAAGAGAGCAAAAAAGUACUAUUAGCCGAAGCUGACAAUGAUUUCAUCGAUAUUCUGUUAAGCUUCAUGACCUUGCCAUUGGGAACGAUCAUGAAGGUUCUCCUCUAUCAUGGGGAAGUGGCCGCCGCCGUUCCUGUAAUCGGAAGUUUAACUACCCUGUACAGAGGGUUAUCUGUUUUGAGCGAUUACCAUUUCUGGGAAGGGCGUUUUAAGCCUCAAGUGAUCAGUCCACGUAGAUAUGAAAUGGAUGGAGUUAAGUUGAAGCUCCAAAUUGGAUCCGAAAUAAUGGACGCGAUUCCAAACUGCAGUAAGAGACCUCGAACUGCGCCUAUUGGAUUUGGCGGUGAAGGUUUUACAGAAAAAUCAGCAUCUUUCAUGAUUUCUGAUGAUCUGAAGAUUGUACCUGUUGAGCCAGGAUAUGUUCGACAAACCCUAACGAAUGUUGGCAUUACAGAGAUGGACAAGGCUGAGAUAAGAACCAGGACUCUCGAUAAAUAUGAGGUUUGA